GCCCUGAGGAGACCCCGCCCGAACAAGGCGGUUUCGUCGCUUCCCGCCUGGUGCGGCGCCGUGGCCGCGGCGGCCCCGUUUUGCGUCAGCUCCGGCGCGGCCGCGGGCCUGCUGGCGCUGCCCUCCGCCGCCGCGGCACUCGCGCGGCGGCCGCGGCUGCUGCUGUGGCUGCAAGGGAUGCCGUUCCUGCAUUCG
Prorocentrum cordatum is the source of this 195-nucleotide messenger RNA. The record is from the annotation of a GenBank genome assembly. Lineage: Eukaryota; Dinophyceae; Prorocentrales; Prorocentraceae.